GCCGUAUCCUUGGUUGCCUUUGUCGUCGGACGUUGGUCGUCCGCGAUGCCAAGCGCCGAGCCCAGCUCUCGCAAACUGAGCCAUCGGAUCAAGCCAGCACUCACAGGUGCAUAUUUGGCCAAGUGGUUUCGCGUGAUGAGCAACUUUUGUGCGAUACUACUCAUCCUGGCCACGGCCGGGCUCGUGCUCAUAUUGCUCAAGCAAGGCAUGUUCUAUAGCACCAACAUGUCUUACUACAACCAAGACCAGUGGAUAUCCUAUGGCCAAACCUGCCGGCUAACGUACGCUUCGGGCUUUGUGCCGAACUCGUGCUCGUUUGCCGAAGUCAACGUGACAGGUGCGGUGGCGUGGAGUAGCGUCGGCCGGCAAUUGGGCGCGGACGUCCUCGUAUCCAACCAGUCGGUCGUGGCCUUCGUGACCACGUGCUAUAUCACGGGCAUCGGGCGAUGGGGGACUUUGUACUUGUUGGUGGGGGACGCCGAGUUCCCCCAGUGUAAUCCACAGGGCAGUCAAGAAGUGCUGGGCAUGACCACACUUGAAACGGUGGGGACCCCCGAGUACCCCGACGGCGCGUUCCUCCUAAGCACGUGCUCGGACGCGAUUCCGUCCCGACCCGCCUCAGUCGUCGAGACCAACGGGAUGGUGCGAGGGGUUUCGGCGUCGAUUUCAAAGGUGUUUGUGUCGGCAAGUGAUGGACGGACAGAAGUCGCGACGUGGGACCAGCCCAACUAUAUUGCGACCGUGAACAGCUUAAACCGGCUGUACUUGAUGCGUGUGUGGGUCGUGGCCCACUGUGUGGACAUGCUGGACGCGGAAAUCCAGGCUUUGCUCGGCUACAGCAUUGGCAAAACGUCCCGAAAAGUGCUCAGCAUUGGCUGGGAAAACAGCCAUGACGUGGACAACCAGGCCAUGCUCAUCGUGUUCCAGCUCUUCAUGUGUUUUGCGUCGCUGGCGUUGCUUAGCAACGAUGGCCUCAUCACCCUCGAAGGGCUCUCGGGGCUGCUGCAAAACAAACCCGUGCUAACGUACGACAUGAUUGCAUCGUUGGAGCGCCGCAAGCUUCUGCUGCUUGCGUUCGUCGGCACGUUCCUCUUCUCGCCGUUGUAUGUAGACGUAUUGCGGUACACUUAUGGCAUUGAGGGGCACCAUUACUGGAGCAUGUCUUUCCUCAUGAUGGCCGUGAUGAUGGCGCUAUCAUGGAUGGCUAUUCUCACCCUCGUGCAAGCCGUGCCCGUUCCAUCUCCAUGGAGGAACCGUCCCCUUUGCUAUUCCGCACCAGUGUUUAUCUAUUGCACCGUGAUCUUGUUUGUCGGUGUUGAGCUGGCCAAGGGACGGGGGCCGACGCAGGCAGCCGACUUUUGGACAUACAUUGCCCCGACGUUGGAGCUGUGUAUUAACGGAAGUAUGUGGACAUCUGGGGCGUACGUGAUCGAAAGUGAUGUUGGCAUCACGCCCGUGAUUUACAUCGUCCUGCCCGACUUGGUUGUGUGCAUGGUCGUGGCGUGGGUGCUAUCGAUACUGGCACACAGGCUAUCGUGGGGCCGCUGUUUGCUAAACACGGCGUGGACGAGCCAAAAUGCGUUUCUGAACGAACUGACCACGCCGCAGUGGGUCACGAGCCUCGAUUUGGACGAAGCAAACGCGAUUUCCAUCGGUAACAAACGGUACUGCAAGCCCAGCUUGAUGGUGCUGUUGGGGUACUGCACAGUGCUCGACAAGUCGGGGGACAAAGUGGCGAGGGACGUGGCGGUCAGCUGCUCCAGCCGCGAAAGUAGCAGUACCGUGGACGUCGGGCGAGAGUCGCAUCUGGCAGCAGGCAACCUGAAGCCGGCGUCCAAACCUUGUCAAGAGACACACGCCCAAUACAUGGUCGUGAGCAUCUACGAUCUUGUGCCGACGAUCACGUCAUGGCUACGACAUCUGUACCAGCCCAAGGUCGUUGGUACGAUCCAUCAAAACAAAUUUGACCUGUGCAAGAGCACCACGCGGGUGAGUAAACCGACCUUGUACCAGUAUAGUCGAGGGGACUGUUGUGGUUGAGCUAACGUUACUACAGUACUUAGUAUAUACUACUAUGAACACGGAGACCUGUUGACACCAACG
Molecule: messenger RNA, 2103 nt
Organism: Aphanomyces astaci
Lineage: Eukaryota; Oomycota; Saprolegniomycetes; Saprolegniales; Verrucalvaceae
Exons: 1
Coding region: 46-2040 (664 amino acids)
Source: RefSeq, a predicted model, not a curated record